GUUGGUGUUACAGACGCUGCCUGCCGCUCUCAUCCCCCUCCUCGUCCCCGCCGCUGUCUCCGCCCCCCCACAGGCGAGGCAGGGGCCGGGCAGGCCGCGGCGGCUCUGUAAGGGAACAGCCGGGCCGGGAGGAGGGAGCGGCAGAGACGCCCCCCGCCCCGCGGUUCGGUAUCAGGCGGGGAGCGGAGCGUGGCAGUUGAACCAUCCGCGGUGAAUGAGUGACGCCGGCCGCGGGCCGGGCUGGGGGGGCGGGGAAGGCUGACAGCGAUCCCUUCCCACCCCGGGGGACCUGACGGGGCCGGCGGGCGGCGCCGAGCGGAGAAGACGGCUCCCCAGCGCAGUCGGUCCGUCACCACGCCUGAGCCGCGCAGCUACCGCCUCAUCCCCGUUGGAGCCUGGGGGGCCGGCAGCGGCCCGGCCCCUCGGCAUGUCCGCAGCCGCCCGAGUGUCCGUAGCGCCCCCGGAGCAGCAGGUUGGCGGGGGCUCGGGACAGACUCGCUCCCGGGAGUUGGUGGAGACGGGACAGGAGCUGCCGGAGCCCAGCCAGGUGCUGCCGCAGGUGGAUGAAACCGGGGAGAGCAGCGGUAGCCGAGAGGCGGAUCCCCCAGGGCAGGACGAGAAACGGCGGCAGGUGGUGGAGGCUCCCCUGCCUAAGGAAAACCCCUGGAUCAGGAGAAAACCUAUCCCCAACAGCCCGUCCCCGGCAGCAGCGGACACCCAGCUCGUCCUACAGGACUCAGAACUGCCAAAUUCCACUAAAGUUAUAAAAGCAGGGAAACCGAAGACCAGGAAACCCAGCAAGGCUAGUGACUUCAAUGAUACCACAAAUUGGCCAACACCAAGUGAAAUAGCAAACAAUGAAUGCAAAACCAUAAAUCAUCAGAAUAAAAAGCCACUAAAUAAAAAAGAAAAGGAGGAGAAAACUGAAAAGAGAGCAAGCAGUGAAAUUGAGAACCCGCAAGCAAAGCCUGAUGGUCCUGGAGAAAAUGUCAGUGAAGAUGAGGCUCAGUGUAACAAUCAAAGGAAAAAAGGUAACAAGCAGAAGUGGGUACCACUUCAUUUAGAUGAUGCAAGACCAGAUAGCCAAGAAGGAACAGGCUCUCGAAAUAGUUCAAGAUCUCAGCCAGAAACGAGCAAAUUAGUGCCAUACAACAACAGACGAAACGAGUCAAGAACUUGGCACCGUGAUAGAGAGAAAAGAGAUGACCAUGAUGAAGUUUCCAGUGUGAGAAGUGAAGGUGGCAGCAUUCGAGGAUUCUUUAGAGGCAGAGGAAGAGGACGUGGCAGAGGAAGAGGGCGUGGCAGAGGAAACCCUCGAAUGAACUAUGAGUAUUCGUAUGGUUACCAAGAACUAUAUGGUGAAAGGACCAAUCAGCCAUUUCAACCAGAACUUAAUGCUAGUAUGAUGUAUUACUAUGACGAUGGAACAGGAGUACAAAUGUAUUCUGUGGAUGAAACACUGCUCAAAGAAUACAUUAAACGUCAAAUUGAGUAUUAUUUCAGCAUAGAAAAUUUGGAAAGAGACUUUUUUCUGAGGAGAAAGAUGGACCAACAAGGAUUCUUGCCUAUUUCUUUAAUUGCCAGCUUCCAUCGUGUGCAAGCUCUGACUACAAAUGUUAACCUAAUUUUAGAGGCCCUAAAGGAUAGUACAGAAGUGGAAAUAGUGGAUCAGAAGAUGAGAAAAAGGGUAGACCCAGAAAAAUGGCCAAUUCCUGGUCCACCUUCACGGAAUCAGCCACAAACUGACUUCUCUCAGCUCAUCAACUGCCCAGAAUUUAUACCAGGCAAAGCUUUUGGUUCAUAUACUGAGUCUGCACCAAGUUCUCCAAGAAUGGGAAGCCCAAAGAAAAGCACUGAAACAAGUAACCUUCAAACAAUGUCUAAAGGAUUGUCUACAAGCUUGCCAGAUCUGGACUCUGAGCCUUGGAUAGAAGUGAAAAAGAGGCAUCGUCCAUCCCCAGUCAAACUAAAGGAAUCUGUGCAUACACUAGAGCACACACCAAGUCAGCAACAGCAGGCCCCACCUUCACAGGAACAAGAACAAGAAGAGCUUGAUUUUUUGUUUGAUGAGGAGAUGGAACAAAUAGAAGGUCGCAAAAAUACAUUUACUGAUUGGUCAGACAAUGAUUCAGAUUAUGAAAUUGAUGACCACGAUGUAAACAAAAUUUUGAUUGUAACACAGACACCACCUUAUAUGAGAAAACAUCCUGGUGGAGAUCGCACUGGCAACCAUGUGUCUCGUGCAAAAAUUACAUCAGAACUUGCUAAAGCUAUUAAUGAUGGUUUAUACUAUUAUGAACAGGAUUUAUGGAUGGAGCAGGGUGAAAAUGAUUCUACAGCCAUAAAGCAAGAGGUUGAAAACUUCAAGAAACUAAAUCUCAUCAGUAAAGAAGAGUUUGACAGUCUUACACCUGAGCCAAACCAGGAAGUUCUUCCAUGGCCUCCAAGGUCACAACAAGAUUUAACAGAUGAGCUAGCUUGCAAAUUGUUUGGUGUUGUAGAAGUACCUCCAACAACAAUGGCUCGUUCACUGCCAACAGCAGUCCCAGAAUCUCCAAGAGUUCAUCCUGCCAGAACACCCAAAACACCUCGUACCCCAAGGUUACAAGAUCCCAACAAAACGCCAAGAUUCUAUCCUGUUGUUAAAGAAACAAGAUCCAUUGAUGUAAAGGUUCCAAGAAAAAGAAAAACACGACAUAGUACAAACCCUCCGCUAGAAUGCCAUGUUGGUUGGGUAAUGGAUUCCAGAGAUCACAGGCCAAGAACAUCUUCUGUGAGCAGUUCAAAUGCUUCACCUUCAGAAGGUGCUCCAAAAGCAGGAAGUUAUGGGUGUACCCCACACUCACUUCCCAAGUUCCAGCAUCCUUCUCAUGAACUUUUAAAGGAAAAUGGCUUUACACAACAAGUGUACCACAAAUAUCGUCGAAGGUGCCUAGUUGAGAGAAAACGGUUGGGAAUUGGCCAAUCCCAGGAAAUGAACACACUCUUUCGUUUCUGGUCCUUUUUUCUCAGAGAUCACUUUAACAAGAAAAUGUACGAGGAAUUCAGACAGCUUGCUCUAGAUGAUGCAAAAGAACACUACAGGUAUGGAUUGGAAUGCUUGUUUAGAUUUUACAGCUAUGGUUUGGAAAAAAAAUUCAGACAAGAGAUCUUCAAGGAUUUUCAAGAAGAAACAAAAAAAGACUAUGAAUCUGGUCAGCUUUAUGGAUUAGAAAAAUUUUGGGCUUAUCUGAAAUACUCUCAAUCCAAAACUCUACCCGUUGACCCCAAACUGCAGGAAUACCUUUGUAACUUUAAGAGACUGGAGGACUUCAGAGUUGAUCCUCCUCUUAGUGAAAUAUCUGGGAGAAAAAGACCUUCACCUUCAAUAGGUGAGGAGAGUGGUUGUCCUAGACAUCAGCCUACAUCCUCUUCUAAGACUCUAAUUGCUGCUGAAACCACAGCUGACCAUCAGUUUCAGAUCCCAGUAAACUUUCACGAUGGGAAUACUGCGCAGGAAUCAAUUGACAAGUUAGGCCAGAACAGCGCUGCCACAAAAUCAACAGAAGGUGACAUCUGAAAAAUAGACUUAAGACAAGUUAAUGCUCUUGAGGCCAACUUUUACAUCAAUAUUUUAGUUCAGAAAUUUUCAGGGGGAACCGUUCUAAUGCUUGAUUAAAAACAAAUGUAUGGGAAGACAAAGGAUUGCAUUUUCUCUUUCACAAGAAAGUUAAAAAUGUUUCCCAUGGUUGGGGGUGGCUGUUUCUGAGAUCAUCAAAGGGUUUCUAGGAAAAUGUCUAUGGUUUCAGUAUUGCUUUCCUUGAGCUAUUGUUUACAAAAAUGGCAUUCCUGUACUAUAUGCAAAAAAUAUUUUGGGAAUGCCUUACAUUUUAGCUCAUACUUCUUAAAGAAGAUACAAUAUAUUCAUGUUACUUACUGAGCUUUCUUCACCUAAUUUUCCCAUUAUGAAUUAUUAAUUGUACGUAUCAAAGCCAAGAGAAUGUAUAUUUUUUUAAAUUACAGAAAGGAUCUAAGUUUGUAGGCUCCUUCUUACAUAUAUAACUAUAAAAAUAUUUGCUUUUUUUGUAAAAAGUAAAAGCACAUUUAAGGAUGUGAAACUCUAAGGAACUGUGUGUGCUUCUGGAUUCUAUUUAAUUAUUUUGCUUUCUAUUUUUUAUUUCAGGAUCUCCAUAGUUAGUGUUUUGUUAGGUGUGGAGUUUUCUAAGUGGACAUCAACUGGUUUAGUUUUAAGGAAGUGUUCAACACUUGUUCUUAUAUGAAUGUGAGCAAAAGUAAAGUAGAAGGGGAAAGUGGGUAUGUUGAUUUAUGUACUGUCCUAAAUUCACUAAAUAUCUGCAGUUUUUGCAGGUUCAUAAAAUAGCAAAUAAUAUUCAAAUCAUCCUCAGCUUCAUAGAGGUUCUUUUUUUUCAUUUCUCUCUAUUUCAUGGUUAUAAAGUGUGCUACGAGAGGUAUAGCAGAUCGAUUUUUUUUUAAGAUUUUAUUUUAAUUUCAACUCCAAUAUUUAGUUUUACUUUUGAGACAAAUUUAAAAAUUAAAGCACUCACUCUAAAUUUGUUUUUCUAUUUUAGAAUAUAUGUGAAUGAAGUUAUAAUUUAAAAUUCUGCUAGGUAUAAGACUAAAUGAGAUUUCAACAAACCGGUCAAGACAUUAGUUUCAUUAAAUGUAAACAAUUCAAAUAAACAUUCAUUUCUAGUGUUGGAACAUGAGUAAAAUCACGAGUUUUAUCACCCGUAAUUACUUAUUGUCAUUUAUUUUGAUUUAGAAGAUUUAGUAUAAUUGAGGAAAUGACUUCUUUCUAAGGUAGGUGGGAAGAUAGGAAUGAGUUCAUUUUUGCUAUACUUGUUAACUGCCAAACAGCCUUCAGUUAACUUUAUAACUAGAAGUAAUGUCUAACACUGAUGCCUUACUACUGGGAGGUGUCCUAAACGACUCAACAUCCAAAGAAUGAUUUUUAAACCUGUAGUGGAUUUUAGAAGUUGAUGUAACUUCGAGUCCAUUAAAAUUUUUCAGUCAUGUUACCUUGUGAAUCUGAAUGGAACAAUUAUGAACACAUACGCACUUGUAAAUGAGUAUAUAACAGUGGCCUUCCUAGUAGUUAAAGUAAUUUCAAUACACAAUUGAGCCUUUUAGAAGUAACCUAUUUUCAAAGGAAAAUAGGAACUAACAUAGUAGGAAUUGAUGCAAAUGAACACUUUAAAUAGCAUCUUUUCAACAUACUAGUCAUACAUCUCAGAGCUGUUUGAUCCAUGCCUCUUUCUAUCCAUGAAAAUGAUGCAAAUGUAAAUUUGGAUUGAAACUGUAUAUACAAGUAAUAGACUUUGAAUAUUUACUUUCACUUUUUCAUUGAAUGAAAUGUGUGCAUAUUUAGCAUUCAGUGUGUGUAAUUUGUGCUAUAUCUUUGCAAAUUUUAUAAAAAUAUCAAGAAAACCCAA
Trachemys scripta elegans is the source of this 5432-nucleotide messenger RNA. It is a transcript of the gene LARP1B, whose product is annotated as La ribonucleoprotein 1B. Gene Ontology annotation, biological process: positive regulation of translation; mRNA stabilization. Gene Ontology annotation, molecular function: RNA cap binding. The coding region runs from base 428 to 3559 and encodes 1043 amino acids. NCBI's taxonomy places the organism in Eukaryota, Metazoa, Chordata, Testudines, Emydidae. Gene Ontology annotation, cellular component: cytosol; cytoplasmic stress granule. The record is from RefSeq and is a predicted model, not a curated record. The transcript is spliced from 19 exons.